GAAGUGAUUCUCGGCAACGUGAAAGAAAUGCUUCCAGACGUUUGCAAAGUGAUAUAACAUCCAUGGCGGGACAACUGAAGCGUCUGAAAGAUGCAGUGAAGAUCAUUGGGUCCGGCAGCGUCCUGUUUGUCUCCUACCUCACUGCUGUGGGAGAUGAGCGCUUCUACACCAACCAGCUCAUGCCCUUGCUGCAGAGGAUUGUGGGAGCAGAGACAGCCCAUGUCAUGGCUGUGAGGUUAAUCGGCCUGGGUCUGGUGCCUCUGAACCGCUACCAGGAUCCAGUAUCACUGGAAGUGAACGUCAUGGGCUGUAAAUUCAAGAACCCCAUAGGGAUAGCAGCAGGAUUUGACAAGCAUGGGGAGGCUGUUGACGGGCUUUAUAGACUAGGCUUUGGCUUCGUGGAGGUGGGGACCAUCACCCCCAAACCCCAGGAGGGGAACCCCAAACCACGUGUUUUCAGACUGACCACUGACCAGGCGGUCAUCAACCGAUAUGGGUUCAACAGCUGUGGUCUUGCAGCAGCACGGGAGAGACUAAAGGCAAGAGAAGGCACCCAGGUAGAGCUGACUAAAGCUGGCCUGCCCCUGGGCAUCAACCUGGGAAAGAACAAGCUGUCGCAGGACGCAGUGGCAGACUACCUGGAGGGGGUGCGGACGCUGGGCCCUCUGGCUGAUUACCUGGUGGUGAACGUGAGCAGCCCCAACACCCCAGGCCUCAGGGACCUGCAGGGGAAAGGGGAACUUCGACAACUGCUGUACAAGGUGCUGAAGGAGCGUGAUGCCCUACAGGGGGGGAGCAGGCCACCUGUACUGGUGAAGAUUGCCCCUGACCUCACCGCCCAGGAUAAGCAGGACAUUGCUGAUGUGGUCACAGAGCUUGGUGUGGAUGGGCUGUUGGUCUCCAACACUACAGUAUCCAGGCCUGAGACCCUACAGGACCCCCAGAGUAAAGAGGGGGGAGGGUUGAGCGGCCAGCCCAUCAAGGAGCUCUCUACACGCACAGUGAGAGAGAUGUACAGCUUGACAAAAGGUAAGGUGCCAAUCAUUGGAGUUGGGGGUGUAGCCAGUGGACAAGAUGCCCUGGACAAGAUCUGUGCUGGAGCCUCAUUGGUCCAGUUGUACACAUCUUUAACCUAUCAUGGUCCACCAAUUGUCAUCAAAAUCAAAAGGGAACUAGAACAGCUUUUAAAAGAACAAGGAUUUGCAAGCAUAUCGGAUGCUGUUGGAGCUGACCAUAGAGGAGCUGAGGGGAGAUUUCAACAACAGCCUAGUUAGGGACAAUGAUCAAGGCUCUGAGUGUCAGUAUCAGUCAGCUCUACAGGUUUGACUGAUUACAAUACAGUUUCCUGCCUUCACUUGAAGUCUAUAGUACAUGGAGUGGCUUGCCUGGUCAAUUCAUGUAACGACUGCCUAGAAUGAUAUCUGUGCACACAAAUAUUACAGCAGUAUUGGGAACCUGCCCCAUUUCACGUUCUUACUGGAUCUGUUGGUUAUUGGGCGAUGUAACCGUAAGAAUGGUUAAGUGCUAACAGUAUUUUGACACUAGCAGUCACGUUGUCAUGUGUAAUGUAUGUAAAAAAUAAACUGUUUUUUAAAAUUA
This is a messenger RNA of Salvelinus namaycush (lake trout), 1599 nucleotides long. RefSeq names its product dihydroorotate dehydrogenase (quinone), mitochondrial-like. Gene Ontology annotation, molecular function: dihydroorotate dehydrogenase activity. The transcript has 9 exons. Gene Ontology annotation, biological process: pyrimidine ribonucleotide biosynthetic process; 'de novo' pyrimidine nucleobase biosynthetic process. Gene Ontology annotation, cellular component: mitochondrial inner membrane; cytoplasm. Lineage: Eukaryota; Metazoa; Chordata; Actinopteri; Salmoniformes; Salmonidae. The record is from RefSeq and is a predicted model, not a curated record. Bases 63 to 1274 code for a protein of 403 amino acids.